AUGGGUGAUGACAACUAUUGGUGGAGACCUGUACAAGGAGUACCUCAACUUUUCUAUACGGAACCCCUGGUGAAGGCAGACAUGGGUGGAUUAGAGCGAACCUUGCUGUGCCAAGGUCCCGUGGAACUCACAAGGGGCACGAAAACAAACAGACGACAUCUGUCCUUAUUUGAUGACGUUUUAGUAGUAUCUAGUAACCUGAAUAAGAAAAAAUUUAAAAUAAAAUUUAUCAUUCCACUGAAUAACCUGUGGGCUGUGGAUAAUGUGGAACUAGUCAGAAAAAAUGAAUUCUCUCUUUGCAAGAACCUUUUCCUGUUUUGGCCAGAUGGCAAUUUUUUGGCUUCCUUUCGUUCGAUUGAAGAGAAAGAUCACUGGUAUUAUUUUAUCAGAAGAACAGUGAAGAUUUCGAACUAUGGUUCUGCCCUGGCCAUGAGGAACCUCCUAGAGCACUGCACAGCCAUACACAUGUAUCUGUCAUACCUAGAUUUUUCCAGAUUAACUUUGGAAGGAUCUGGAGUCUUUUCAUCCAAGUGUUGCUAUAAAUCUUGCUCGGACUGUAGCACUGACAUUCUAUCUGUGUCAGAAGAAAAGGCAAAUCAAGACUUUAAUCAAAUUGGCUAUGAGUGUCCACAUAAAGUUUUAAUGAAUCACCUUCAAAUUAACUUGGGUAGAUGGAAGUCAAAAAUUUCCACAGCUUUUCCCAUCUUGCCUGGGUUAUUUGUGAAAGACUUCAACACGGAUGAGGAACGCCAAUUUAUCUUAAAGCCCCGAAACUCAGCUAGAAUCCAGCAGCAAAAUGAAAAGGAAAGACCUCGUAAGACAAAAAGACCAUUGAUGACAUCUUGCUUCCAUAGGGCCUCUGUGCCCCACCGGGACCAAAUGUGUACUGACCCAAAAGUUAAAAAGACAGGACAACUAUUUGGCAAACAACUGAGUUGCAUUUGUCCCAAUGGAAAAUGGCCCCAAGGAAUUCUGGACAUACUGUACCGAUUAAGAGAAAAAGGCCCCACCACACAAAGCAUCUUUGCCAAAUCUCCCAAUGAGACAUCGUGUAAUACUCUAAAAGACAAAUUGGAUAAUGGGGAAGUGGUCGAUAUAAAAAAUUACUCGCUUCAUGACGUGGCCUGGAUCCUGAAGGAGUUUCUACGACGUAUUAAAGGCAGUCUGAUGACUGCCCAGUUAUAUGACAAGUGGCUUGCAGUUCCGCAAAAGGCCAACCACAAAGAAAAACUGACAGCAGUGCGGAGUCUCCUAGACAAUCUUCCAGCGCCAAAUGCUGCUCUAUUGGGCCAACUCUUUAGGAUUUUACACGAAAUUUCAAAAAAUGCUUCUUUUAAUCUAAUGUCAGCUCAAAAUCUCUCGGCUGAGAUAGCUCCCUACAUUUUAUGGAUGCCUACCUACCGCAAUAAGGUCCUGGCAAAUUAUAUCACUGAAAAGAUUUCUCUCGUAACAUUUUUGAUAUCAAAUUCUCCCGAACUCUUUGGACUUGAUGUUGUUGCAGUAUGGUAUGAAACAUCGUUUUUUAGUCCAACUAGUACAAAUACCUCAUGUGCCCAUAAUUCUCCAUCUAUUAUCAACAAAGGAAAGGAAACAGAACAUGGAAUCAACACCUGCCCCAGUGGGAAAACAUACAGCCCAGGCCAUGACGCACCAGCAAUUACUCCUGUGGCUCCUCCUCUUCAUGAGGGCAAUAUAGAGAAAGGAGAAGGCAAUGUAGAUACAACCCGGCAAGCAAUUUCUAAAACUGCUCCUGCUCCAAUAAAAAAACAAGGAUUUCGCUCUUUUCCACCAAUUUCUUGCCUGGACAGGAUGCUGCCAUCUCCCAUACUUGAUAUGCUGUCUAUCAUUGAGAGAAGGGGCCAAAAUACUGACCAAAUAUUCCGAUACCUACCAGGAAAAUCACAUUGGUCCCUGAGAGAUAAAAUUUACACUGGUCAAGACAUUGACUGGCAUGAACAAUCUGUGAUUACAAUAUCUUCCGUUUUAAAGAGUGUCACUAGAGUGUUAAAUGGAUUCAUUCUACCUGAGAUAUUCAAUGUGUCCUGUGGUGCCUGGAAAGAUGACUCACUGUUUAACAACACUAUUUGA
Apodemus sylvaticus (European woodmouse) is the source of this 2088-nucleotide messenger RNA. RefSeq names its product rho GTPase-activating protein 20-like. The record is from RefSeq and is a predicted model, not a curated record. The transcript has 15 exons. Gene Ontology annotation, molecular function: GTPase activator activity. Lineage: Eukaryota; Metazoa; Chordata; Mammalia; Rodentia; Muridae. Gene Ontology annotation, biological process: signal transduction. The coding region runs from base 1 to 2088 and encodes 695 amino acids.